Plectropomus leopardus (leopard coralgrouper) is the source of this 845-nucleotide messenger RNA. It is a transcript of the gene tmem230b, whose product is annotated as transmembrane protein 230b. Gene Ontology annotation, biological process: synaptic vesicle transport. Gene Ontology annotation, cellular component: synaptic vesicle; endomembrane system. NCBI's taxonomy places the organism in Eukaryota, Metazoa, Chordata, Actinopteri, Perciformes, Serranidae. The record is from RefSeq and is a predicted model, not a curated record.
CACGGAAGACAAGAUACCAAACAGACAACGCCUCCCUGUAAUCUCUUCUCAAAAGUAGUUUUAGGAAAUUAUAACGGUCGUAAUUUAGAUUUGGUGAAGUAUUUUGCUUGACUUGUGCGCUGACAGCUUAUGAGUUAUGAAUGUGUCGAUAAUGCUCCAGUAGCCGAGCUGCUUCUGCCUCAUUGAAACGGUGAAAACAAACCUUUAGCAGAGCUCACGAGCAGCUGAUGAAGAUGCCUGCUCGUAACGUGGUGUCUAACGGGAUCCCCAACAGCAAUGUUAAAUACUCCAGGCUGGCCACCGAUGAUGACGGCUAUAUUGAUUUACAGUUCAAAAAGAGCCCACCCAAAGUCCCAUACAAAGCCAUCGCACUAGCCACAGUCCUCUUCUUAAUCGGCUCUCUGUUAAUCAUCAUCGGCUCCCUUCUCCUGGCUGGAUACUUUGGAGUCACUCACUCAGACCGAACCGUUCCUGUUCUUAUCAUUGGGAUCCUUGUCUUCCUGCCUGGAAUCUACCACCUUCGGAUAGCGUACUAUGCAUCAAAGGGCUACCGGGGCUACUCCUAUGAUGAUAUCCCUGACUUUGAUGACUGACAAACACCGCAGCUUCAGCCACUGUCUUCCUGUACUCACAUGUACUCCUGAUAAUCUGUUUGUGUUGUUUUAAAUGCACAUAUAUCUCAAAAGAUAAUGGAGUCUGUAAAUGACCUUAAUCUGAAUGAUUUCGCUGUUAUUGUCAUAGGGUUGUAUUCCUAUGUAGUUGCCAGCCUGCUGUUAUGAAGCCAAAUCAGUACCAAAAUUUGUAUAUAUAUGUUUUGUGAGCUUGAUAAAUUAAUCAAACUGUAA